Thecamonas trahens ATCC 50062 is the source of this 4014-nucleotide messenger RNA. RefSeq lists its product as uncharacterized. The transcript has 3 exons. The coding region runs from base 1 to 4014 and encodes 1337 amino acids. Gene Ontology annotation, molecular function: protein binding. Lineage: Eukaryota; Apusomonadida; Apusomonadidae. The record is from RefSeq and is a predicted model, not a curated record.
AUGGCACACUCGGCACCGGUGCCAUCUGCUCCUCCGCCAUCAGAAUGCAUCCUGACAUGGGCAUCGGCCCAGGAUGUCGAACCCGACGACGUCGUCGGCCUUGCACCCGUCCGCCACGCCGAGGCCCUGCCGUGGAACGACGCCCUGCCGUUUGCCGCAAACGUGGCAACCAUUGCUGCCGCCCUCGGAGAUCCGCGGUCUGUCGACGACAUCCGGGUCUUUUGCCGUGACCUGCCGGUCCUGCCGCGGGCCUCGCCCGAGCCGCUCGGCGUCGCCCUCUACUUUCGACAGUACCUCGACGCAUCUAACGUUCGCGAGGUCCUUGACAGCCUCCGCCGCCACGCCGCCGCAGCUACUCUCACCCUUGUCUCGCCGCCCGACCACCGCGCCGCCAUCUGGAUCGCUGCCCUUGAGCGCUCCGUCCGUGCUCCGCCGGGAGACCUCGCCUCGCUCCUCUUUGGCCUCGCCCGAGCCAUCGACGACGACUCGGCCUGCGCUAUGCACCUCGUCGAAAUGGGUGCUCCCGCUGUGCUCGUCGAUCUCCUGCCAAAGCUCGUCGGUAACGCCCUCGCCCAUGCGCUUACGGCUCUCGCCCGCAUCGCUGCGCUCCCGGUAGGCGCCGCCCAGCUCCGCCGCCUCCGACCGCAGAUCCUCGCGCUCGGCCUAGAUGCUCUCGCCAGCCAGCCGUCGCCUGGCGUCGCCACUGCCGUCCUCGACACACUUGCUUCGCUCGCCGUCGCCGACACGGCCUUUGCCGCCACUGUCGCUUCCCAGCUCACCGCGCUCCCCGACGCCGCAGCCGCCAUCCGGGCCGCGCUCACCGAGUCGAGCCCCGCGCUUGUAGUCGUCGAGCUCGCUAACGCGCUCCUCCGGUCCGCAACUGAUGCAACCGGUAGAGCCGCACUUCUCUCCGCCGUCCUCGAUCCGGUCGGCACUGUCAUUCCCGCCGUCCAGCGCGCCGCUGCACGCACUUCGUCGCGCGAGCUCCGCCUCGAGCUGCAGGCGCUCGAGACCUUGGCCACGGCUGCGCGCGCCGCAUCCGGUCCACUUUCUUUGGCUCCGUCCCCAAAGUCGGUUGCGCUGCAGACCUCGUCCGAGCUCGCCCGUGAGCGUGAGCGCCAGCGCCAGCGCGAGGACGAGCUCAUGGAGCGGAUUCGCCAGCUCGAGGCCGAGCGGCGCGAUCGCGACCGCGCCAUGCUCACCCAACCCCCGCCGCCACCGCCACCGCCACCCGCCACCAUGCCGUCGCCGCCGCAACCGUCGCCAUUGAUGCAACGGCAGGAUAGUCCUGCACCGCCGCGCGACUCGGGCUUUGCCCGCUCGCUCCAGCUCUCACACGCCAUGGACGACGGUGUGCUGCGAGUGACCGCCGGCGAGACGUUCAUUGACUCCUCGUUCUCGCCGCAGAGCCGUUCUCGCGAGGCCGAAUCGCUGCUGGCGGAUCCUGACAACGUCCGGCUCGGCCUCGCCGCCGUCGACGAGGACGUGGUGGGCAUGCUCUUUGACGACGCCAGCACGCCCAACUCGGUCGAUCACCCCGCAGCCGACGGACGCGACACCGCCCGCACGCCACCGCCGCAGCCGCCAUCAGCAGCGGUCACCCCGCGGGCUCGGACCCCGUCGUUUACAGACAGCCUUCGCGGUGCCCGCUCGCCAUCCAUCUCGCCGGUCAAGCGGGUCGAGCCGUUCUCGCUCUCUUCGUUCUCGCCCACCACAUCCCCGCCGUCGUGGUCAUCGCCCCUCCGCGGGCCGGAGCCCGAGCCGGCCGAGCUCUCGCGGUCGUACGCAGAGACCUCGGCACGGCUUGCUGAUCUCAACGCGCAGAUUGCGUCGUUUGAGGGGGACGUCACCCGGCUUGUACAUACCCUGCCGCGUAGGGAUGUUACAGAGCCACUGCAGACUGUGCCUGUCCUCGAGCGGCGCCCACCGCUCAUCAAGACAGCAACUCGUCCACAGGCCACCGCGCCGGCUGCUGGUAGUUCAGCAGAGUGGCGCCGUGAGCUGACCCGGACGUCCGGACUUUCGUUCACGGCCAUCACCCCAGAUGCUUCGCCAGUGACAGCAGUCGCUAUUACGCCGCCACCGCCACCGCCGUCGCCGCCGCCACCACCGCUCGACAUCGACAACAUCCUCGGGUCCGCCGGCGAGGCACGGGCGAGCCUCGCGGCUCGUUCGGCAGAGAUCAGCGACGCAUACGCUACGGUUCAGGGUACACGACCAGCGCCGACGCGCAAACCGAUCCUUUCGCUCUCGCAACAGAAGGAGGCCAACGCUGCGUUGCUCAACUCGAAGCUUUCUGUGGUGGCGCAGGUAGCGCACGCUGCGCGCGCGCGUCGCGCCCGCGACGAGACCCGGCGGCGGCUAGCUCGAGAGGUCCCGGGGACCGAGAGCCUCGCCGACCGAUUCGAUGCCGCUGCACAGACGUAUCCGCACUACAUCGGGGAUGGCGCGCUCGACCGGCACCGCACCGCGUCUCCGCCACCGCCGCCGUCUUUGUCGCGCACCCGCGAGACGGCCUCGAUCCGUGACCUUGCGGCACGGCUCGACGUCCCGUGGUUCAAGGUCAAGACACGGGUCGUUCCUGACCAGAUCUUCUCCUCCACAGCAUUUGCCAUUGGGCAAGGUGUGGUGCUGACGGACUUUCCGGUGGAGAUCGUGCAGCUGAUUGCGUUUGCGAGCAAGGUGCUUACGGCGGAGGACAUGGUGGCGCUGGGCAUGACGUGCAAGACGUUGUACCGGAUGAUUCUUGGCAACGAAUACGGACGGGACAAAGUGUAUGCAGCGAUGGGUCUGAUGUGGUGCGUGGACCAUGCCCACGUCCGAUCUGCGCUCUGGGCCACCGACGAGGUCAUCGGCCAGGUUCCUCCGCCGGGUGCGUUGACCAUCAGCCACACGUUCGGCACGCUCGCGCGGCUGGGGGUGACGAGGAGGACGACGACGGGGACGACGGUCGGUCUGAGCGAGAGCGAGGGAGGGCAAUGGCGGCGGCGGCUGACUGAGCUUGCACAGCUUGCGGCUGCAGACUUGCGCGAACUGCUUGUUGCCGGAGCAGCGGUCGGCGCUGUCGGCGCAGUCGAAACUGUACGCGCUGUCCUAGCGAUGCCUGCAGCUGAAGUGACGGCAAUGCUCUCGCGGGCACUGGUGGCGGCGGCCAACGCGGGCGCUGCAGAGGUGGUGCGAAUGCUGGUGGCGAUGCCGGAGACCGAUGUGGGAUGGAGCAACAACGCGGCGAUUGUGUGGGCGUGCAACAGCGGACACGCUGCGGUGGUGGCCGAGCUCCUCAAUGCAACUGCGGUGGACGUCCAGUUUGAUUCGGGCUAUCCGCUACGAUGGGCAGCCGAGUUUGGGCAUGUCGACAUUCUGCGCCGGCUGCUGGCCGACGGGCGCGUCGAUCCGGGCGUGCUCGACAACUAUGCGCUGCGAUGGGCGGCGCGGUCGGGCCACGCGUCGGCGGUGGCCGAGCUGCUGGCCGAUCCGCGAGUCGAUCCGCGGGCGGACAACUCGGCAGCACUGCGGACGGCGGCGCGGGCUGGCCGAGGCCAAGUGGUGGAGCUACUGCUCGCCGAUGGACGGGUCGAUGUGGCCGCCAACGGGUGGCAGGCGGCAAACUGGGCCAUUGCCAACGGGUGCAUGGAUGUGGUUCGCACGCUGGUGGCGGCUGCGCCCGAGACGCAGUUUGAGCCGCGCACCCUAGUGUCGGCAGCGCGAAUCGGAAGUGACGCCGCGGUCGCGUUUCUGCUUGAUGCCGGGCUGGGCGGCGCGGGUGAGGCGGUAGGCAAGGCCAUCGGGGUGGCGGCCAGCAGCGGGCACGCAGCCGUGCUCCGACUGCUGCUGGUGUGGAGCACGGCUGAAACUGAGGAGCGCGAACACUUUGCGAUCGAGCGAGCGGCGACGCGUGGGUACCUCGAGUGUGUCCAGCUCCUCCUCGAGCACGCAAGCGCAGAGUCGUUGAGCAAGCUGGACGCGGCGCUGCACACAGCGGCGGUGCGUGGCCACGUGCCAGUUGUGAGGUAG